Molecule: messenger RNA, 3919 nt
Organism: Sycon ciliatum
Lineage: Eukaryota; Metazoa; Porifera; Calcarea; Leucosolenida; Sycettidae
Product: spermatogenesis-associated protein 20-like
Exons: 15
Coding region: 434-2719 (761 amino acids)
Biological process (GO): carbohydrate metabolic process
Source: RefSeq, a predicted model, not a curated record
CAACAAACUCUACUCCCUACCGCGUACCGUCAUCGGGUUGGGAACAUCAUUUUUUCAUUCUCCUCAAAGCCAUUCAAAGACGGUGGCUCACCUAGCACCUGAGUUGGCAUCAGCUGAGGCGAAGCGGAUGACCGGUUGACGUGGACUAUCGGGCACUAACUGUUACUUCAUCCUGGCGGCGCCAGGUAGCUGCAACAAGCCAGUAAACUGCUCUCUGCCGACGAAUCGUGAACAUAGAAUCGUCCUGGGUAGCAUGGAAUGAGCUCUUCCGAGAAAGCAGUGCGAGUAGUACCAUUGGCUCCCAUCGACAUCAUUCUAGUCUUCUAGAUCUCACAGUAUAUUUACGCAUUGAAAUCCUAUCAGUGUCAACACCGAUCGUGGUGGACACAAUAAUUCAUGCUGCCUUUGAUCGCACUGCUAGUCGGUGGUAGAGAUGGCUGAGUCAGCGGCUGUUCCUCGCUACAAUCGCCUGGCUACGGAGAUUUCACCGUAUCUCCUUCAACACGCUACGAACCCGAUUGAUUGGUAUCCAUGGGGCGAGGAGGCCUUCGCAAAAGCCAAGGCAGAGAAGAAGCCCAUCUUCCUCUCAGUGGGCUAUUCAACAUGUCAUUGGUGUCACGUGAUGGAGCGGGAGACUUUCUCCAAGAAGGAGGUGGCCAACAUCAUGAACAAGAACUUUGUUAGCAUCAAGGUUGACCGUGAGGAGCGGCCGGACAUCGAUCGAGUCUACAUGACGUUCCUUCAGACAAUGUAUGACGGUGAGGGAGGGUGGCCAAUGAACGUGUGGCUGACUCCCAAUCUUCAUCCGUUCCAUGCCGGCACGUACUUUCCGGCCGUUGACAAGAAAGACAAGAAGGCCUUCUCCACUGUCUCUGUGGAAGUGGCCAAACAAUGGGAAGCACACUCUGAUCUGAUCAUUCAGAGUGGCUUCGACAUCAUACAGAAGAUCAGCCAGGCAAUUAUCUGUGAGAUGAAUUCCGCGUUAGACGUGCCGGGACCAGACUGCGUGGUGAACUGUUUCACGCAGCUGCGCGACCAGUUCGACGUGGAGAAAGGUGGCUUUGGCGGCACACCCAAGUUCCCACAGCCUGUUACAUUCAAUUUUCUACUGAACCUGUACGCCAGCAAUCCGUACAGCAACAACGGACAGCAGUCGUUGACCAUGACCCUGGUGUCAUUGAAGAACAUGGCCGCUGGAGGUAUCCAUGACCACAUUGGGAAUGGCUUUCAUCGUUAUUCCACCGACAAGGCCUGGCACAUUCCUCACUUUGAGAAGAUGCUCUACGACCAGGCUCAGCUCUGUGUUUGUUACCUAGCUGCAUACCAGAUAACAAAGGAGAUGUUCUACGCUAAUGUAGCCCGUGACAUCCUAAGAUACAUGGCGAGAGAUCUGAGUGAUUCGGAGGGUGGCUUCUUUUCUGCCGAGGAUGCCGAAUCCUACGCCCAGCUAGGCGAGGCGCAGAAGCGCGAGGGUGCGUUCUGCGUGUGGCGGCACGAGGAGAUCCAGCAGCUGCUGCCGCAGGUCGUGGAGGGCACGUGCAUGGCGGGUCGCUGCAUCACGUUCUGGGAGGUGUUCUGCUAUCAUUAUAGCGUCGAGGUGCAGGGCAACGUGCCGGCCGCGAUGGACUCACACGGGGAUCUCAAGACGCAGAACGUGCUGAAGGAGCGCUGCACCGUGGCGGAGACGGCGGCGCAGUUCAACCUGGCCGUCGAUGUGGUACAGCAGUUACUCGUCUAUUGUAGACAGGUGCUGUUUGAUGCACGGCGACUGCGACCACGACCGCAUCGCGACGACAAAAUCGUCACCGGCUGGAAUGGUCUUGCGAUCAGUGCAUUUGCUAAGGCUGCACAGGCACUGGGUGAAGAGGAGUGGAUGCAGCGGGCAGUCCUGGCGGCUCAUUUCAUCAAGAGUCGUAUGUUCAUCGGUGGACGCCUUAAGCGCAACUCCUAUCGGCGUUCCAGCGGGGCGCGUGGUCUUGACAUAAGCCCAACGGAAGCUUUCUCACCUGACUAUGCUUAUCUUAUUCGCGGCCUGAUCGACCUGUAUGAAGCCACGUUUGACGACCUGUGGCUGGAGUGGGCGGUGGACUUGCAGAAUGUGUUUGACACUCUGUUCUGGGAUACGUCGCGGGGAGGUUACUUUGACUUCAUGGAGGGUGACCCGUCUAUUCUGUUGCGCUUGAAAGAAGAUCAAGAUGCUACGGAACCAACGGCAUCCUCUGUGGCCGCACAGAACCUCCUGCGCCUGGCCGAGUACUCCCAGAUCAAGGAGUUUGGCGACCGCGCCACCAUAACGUUCAACGCUUUCGGCAAGCGACUGCAGACGACGCCGUUCAGCUUGCCGGAGAUGAUGAGUGCGUACCUAUACGGCAGCCGACAAACCACGCAGCUGUGCAUUGUAGGUUCUCGCCUUACCAUGGAAUGGAGUGUUCUGAUGAAGAACCUGCACAGUACCUAUGCACCAUUCAAGACACUGGCGUAUGUUUCAUCUCCGAAUGUGUACGUGGCAAGAUGUCUGCCCACUCUUGCUCCCCUGGCCAGUAGUCUCGGGACACCUAGGGUGUUUAUCUGUGCCGAGGGUACCUGUCAUCCCCCGACUGACGACGCUAUAACCAUCACUAAUCUACUAACUCCGUCACCACCGAUGCCCGAAACGCCGAGUGACUAUACAUUUGAGCUGUCCGGCCCGAUGGAUCCGCCGAUUGCUCCGUUGUGCUGAGCCGACGAAAUGCAGCGCGGUGGUGGGCGUAGACGUGCAUGUCUACAGGUGUGUGGGUGGGUGUGGUGAGCCCGUAAGUGAGAUUAUUUCCAAGUCCACCCAUAGUUUGGGGAUUUCAGUGGGAGUUGGCUGUUGGGCGGUUUAAUAGCCCAUUGAGUCAUCUUUGUAAGAUUCCUUUUGGGUCUCUCUCCCCUCUCCCGGGGAGACCCACAUGACCAGUUUUGGCGGUGAGCAAGUACAAGUGUGUGUGUGUGUGUGUGUGUGUGCGUGUGUGUGUGUGGUGUGUGUGCAUGUACGUGUGCGUGUGUGUGUGCGUGUGUGUGUGUGCACCGUAUGCCUAGCUUUCCUCAUUCCCCUCGUCAGCCAAGAGCCAUAGACACCAGUUUAGCACAGCGGGAGGGAGCAACAUCUCACAUGUGCUUGCGUGUGUGCACGUGUAUGUGUACUUAUAUUUGUAUGUGCAUCGCCGGGUACGUACCCUGUGCACUUGCAGAUGUGUGUGUUUGUCUUGUGCUGGCAUCGUACAUGAUAUAUGGUAUGCGCACAUGGUUGUGUACGCGCCAGUAGGUCACAUUCAGAGGCCGUCAGCCAUAGUUGACUGAUGCAGUUUAUAUUUUUUUCACCGCUAGCGCUCUGGCUGACGUGAAUCCGUCUAGUAUUUUACACUAACUAAUUAUACUCGCACGAUUCCCAUGUUCUGUUGAUUUUGAUCUCUUGAGUGGUUGCUUUUGAAGAAGAUAGACAAGAAAUUAUUCACUUUUCUGCAGAAGAGUGCACAUACGUACGCACGUGUGUGUGUGUAUGUGUGUGUGUGUGUGUGUGUGUGUGUGUGUGUGUGUGUGUGUGUGUGUGUGUGUGUGUGUGUGUGUGUGUGUGUGUGUGUGUGUGUGUAGCAUACUGCGGCUGUCGGAGCUGCUGCUGCCGCUACUGUCGCAUUGUCAUGCGGAUUUUUGACUAUAGUCUCAGUGUACGUCUGUCAGUAGUGCUUUGUUUCGAACUGCGUUUCGUUGUUUACCGUUGGCGUUCGGCCUAUGUAGUGGGUGUUUGACGAUAGCUCUUGUCAGGGGCUAGAAGCUAUGUUGUGCGUUCUCCUGUUUGCUGUGCUCAUAUUGCUCUAACCGUGAACUUGACCCAGAGUGAGUCUUGCUUUCUAAUGGCAGUUUGAUUUUUUUUUAAGAAGUAAGGAUUUGACGCAGCUCA